UUCAGCCUUUAGCGAGCUGUGGCAUUUGGCUUUUUUCUCGAUUGACAGUAUGAUUUAACUGAUCACGUAUUCGACCGUAGCAAAUCGUGUAAGUCCUCGUUACAAGUUACGCCGUUAACAAGGAUGGUGCGCCGAUCUGCCCUCGUAUACGACUUUCUCCGUACCGAGCAGCUACCCGAUGGUUUUUCCCAGAAAGAGAUUGUGACGCACAUCAGCAGCAAAUAUGACAUCGUGGCCGGCAAAACUCUUCAGAAAGACGUCGCCGUCGCCUUACGCCGCGGCCUGGACUUCGGUAUACUUGCUAAGAAGGGAAACAAAUUCAGGUUUGAUCCCAACUUUCAUCAAACUGCAAACUUGAAACGCAAUAUCGCCAGGAGGAAUACAGAGACAAAGAAGAGAAAGAGAAACAGCAAGAAAAAGGCAACCGGCAACAAAUCGACCGCAGCCAAAGGCCAACGACGCCAACGACGAAGAUCCCCGACCCGCGACAGAGCUCGCAAACAAUCGAGCUCGGUACCGCGACCUAAAUUGCCUAGACCACCUUCAUGGUCGCCGAAAAGAAGAUAUCUCGCCGAGGAGCCUAUACCGAAAGUUAAGCAUGAUUCCUAA
Messenger RNA from Ooceraea biroi (clonal raider ant), 609 nucleotides. RefSeq lists its product as uncharacterized. NCBI's taxonomy places the organism in Eukaryota, Metazoa, Arthropoda, Insecta, Hymenoptera, Formicidae. The record is from RefSeq and is a predicted model, not a curated record.